GGACUGCUCGGUUUCAGGCGCACGUAGAGAACUCCAGCGGUUCUGCUGAACUUUCUUGCUUGGAACUGUGGUUGCCUGCUGAUCCGGUGAGAUCUCGCGCUAGCUGUGACAUGAGUACGGAAGCAGAACAGCAGCUUCUCCAUGAUGCUAGAAAUGGAAAUGCUGAAGAAGUUAAACAGCUGUUGGAUACCAUGAACAAAGGAGAAAUAAGCUUUGAUAUCAACUGUAAAGGCAGAAGUAAAUCUAAUAUGGGUUGGACACCUCUUCACCUUGCAUGCUACUUCGGACAUGCUGUUGUGGUAGAGGAUUUGCUGAAGGCUGGUGCAGAUGUGAAUGUGCUGAAUGACAUGGGGGACACUCCACUCCAUCGUGCAGCUUUCACAGGACGUAAGGAGGUGGUGAUGUUACUCUUGCAGCGUAAUGCUGAUACUUCUAUUGUUAAUGGGAGUGGAGAGACUGCAAAAGAAGUUACUCAUGAUAAAGACAUAAGGAUUAUGUUGGAAGCGGUGGAAAGGACACAAGAAAGGAAACUGGAAGAAGAACUCUUAGGAGCAGCAAGAGAGGGGGAAACGGGGAAACUGAUUGCCUUGUUGAACAAGCCCAAACCACCUGAUAUCAACUGUACAGAUCAGAUGGGGAACACACCACUGCAUUGUGCAGCAUACCGUGCCCAUAAGCACUGUGCAUUGAAACUUCUAAAAAAUGGAGCAGAUCCUAAAAUAAGAAACAAAAAUGAUCAGACUCCCCUUGAUCUAGCCCAAGGUGCAGAAAUGAAACUGAUAUUGGGAGGUAAAACUGGAAAGGUUAUCAACAAACCCCUGAGACGAUAUGAAGGUCUCCUAUGGAAGAGCUCACGAUUUUUUGGUUGGAAACUCUACUGGAUAGUUCUAGAACAUGGAGUCCUUUCCUGGUAUCGGAGACAAGCUGAUGCAGCAAAUAACGAUCAUCGUCAGGGAUGCAAGCAUCUAACACAAGCUGUCUGCACGGUAAAAUCUACAGACAGUUGCUUCUUUUCUGUCAGAUGUUUUGAUGACACUGUUCAUCGUUUCAAGAUUCCUAAAAAUAGCCUUCCUUCUCAAACUAGAGAGAGUUGGCUGGAAGCAAUAGAAGACCACUCUGCAUAUAGCACUCAUUACUGCACACAGGAACAGUUGAGUAGUGAUGAUGAUGAGGAUGAUACGGUAUCUGUUACAGACCUACAGGAUACUCUUAAAAAAGCACAAGCAUGUCAACAAAGACUCAAUAAAGAGAUUUCAGACUUUCUUGCAAUGGUUAAAUCUUUGGAUGCUACAAAAGGAAUAUCUUCUCCCCUCCUGCAAAAAGUUGAUGUGGUCUCUGAAGUAUCCCAGGAAACAUGUGAGGCCCUGGCUGACUGCCUCAAUUUAUUCACAAAGCAAGAAGGGGUGAGGAAUUUGAAACUGGAGCAUGAGCAGGAGAAAAACAAGAUCUUGUCAGAAGCAUUAGAGACGCUAGCUACUGAACACCAUGAACUAGAGCAGUCCCUGGUUAAGGGAUCUCCACCUCUUAGCAUCAUCAGUGAAGAGCAGUUCUAUGAUGCUGUUUCAGAUUCAGAAUCUGAAAAAUCAUUAAGUGGGUUUGAAACAACAACAGCCUACUCGUUAGAGGACAGCAUGGAUUCAAAAGAUACGAUAACUUCAAGCAUGCCUGAAGAAAAGGUUUGUGGCAGUGGGGAGUCGCUGUCUAACGGAAUCAAAAAACACAGAACAAGCUUGCCAUCUCCGAUGUUUUCUAGAAAUGACUUCAGCAUCUGGAGUAUCUUAAGAAAAUGCAUUGGAAUGGAGUUGUCGAAGAUCACAAUGCCGGUUAUAUUCAAUGAGCCACUGAGCUUUCUACAGCGACUUACAGAGUAUAUGGAGCACACAUACCUCAUCCACAAAGCCAGCUCACUUUCCAGCACAACUGAGCGAAUGCAGUGUGUUGCUGCAUUUGCUGUGUCUGCUGUAGCCUCGCAGUGGGAACGUACAGGGAAGCCGUUCAACCCGUUGCUUGGGGAGACGUAUGAACUGAUCAGAGAUGAUCUUGGAUUUAGACUUCUCUCAGAGCAAGUUAGCCAUCAUCCACCAAUCAGUGCUUUCUAUGCUGAAGGUUUAAAUAAUGAUUUUGUGUUUCAUGGAUCAAUUUAUCCUAAACUCAAAUUCUGGGGCAAGAGCGUGGAAGCGGAACCAAAAGGCACAAUGACUUUGGAGCUUCUUGAACACAAUGAAGCCUACACGUGGACAAAUCCUACGUGCUGCGUGCAUAACAUUAUUGUGGGCAAACUUUGGAUCGAGCAGUACGGAAACGUGGAAAUAACUAACCAUAAAACUGGUGAGAAAUGUGUACUAAGCUUCAAGCCCUGUGGCCUCUUUGGGAAGGAGUUGCACAAAGUUGAAGGCUACAUUCAGGACAAAAGCAAAAAGAAACUUUGUGCCUUGUAUGGGAAGUGGACUGAGUGUUUGUACAGUGUUGACCCAGCUACAUUCGAAGCUUACAAAAAAAAUGACAAGAAAAAUGCAGAAGAGAAGAAAAGCGGUAAACAGGUGGGCAAUACUGAGGAACCAGAUGAGAUGCCGCUGCCAGAUUCUGAGAGUGUGUAUGUUAUUCCUGGAAGUAUUUUGCUAUGGAAGAUAACUCCAAGACCUCCAAAUUCAGCACAGAUGUAUAAUUUUACUAGCUUUGCUAUGGCUUUGAAUGAGUUGGACAAAGAAAUGGAGAGUGUCAUUCCCAAAACUGACUGCCGGCUACGACCAGAUAUCAGAGCCAUGGAAAAUGGAGAAAUAGAUCUAGCUAGUGAAGAAAAGAAGAGGCUAGAAGAAAAACAAAGGACUGCCCGCAAGAAUCGUUCAAAGUCAGAGGAAGACUGGAAGACGAGUCACCCAUCAUCCCAGAGUCCCAGAUGGUUCCACCAAGGCCCCAAUCCCUAUACUGGUACGCAGGACUGGCUUUAUUCUGGCAACUACUGGGACAGAAACUACUUUAACUUGCCUGAUAUUUAUUAAAAUGCAAUAAGGAGCCUGUGAC
Molecule: messenger RNA, 3021 nt
Organism: Pygoscelis adeliae (Adelie penguin)
Lineage: Eukaryota; Metazoa; Chordata; Aves; Sphenisciformes; Spheniscidae
Gene: OSBPL1A
Product: oxysterol binding protein-like 1A
Exons: 29
Coding region: 111-2999 (962 amino acids)
Cellular component (GO): intracellular membrane-bounded organelle; cytosol; membrane
Molecular function (GO): protein binding; cholesterol binding
Source: RefSeq, a predicted model, not a curated record